Tuber melanosporum (Perigord truffle) is the source of this 1011-nucleotide messenger RNA. RefSeq lists its product as uncharacterized. The coding region runs from base 242 to 964 and encodes 240 amino acids. Lineage: Eukaryota; Fungi; Ascomycota; Pezizomycetes; Pezizales; Tuberaceae. Gene Ontology annotation, cellular component: endoplasmic reticulum membrane; COPII-coated ER to Golgi transport vesicle; Golgi membrane. Gene Ontology annotation, biological process: endoplasmic reticulum to Golgi vesicle-mediated transport. The transcript is spliced from 4 exons. Gene Ontology annotation, molecular function: COPII receptor activity. The record is from RefSeq and is a predicted model, not a curated record.
ACUCAUCUAACACCAUGGCCCGCCUCCCUCCGCUAUCAUGAACAGAGGCUCAACUCCAAGCUUCUCACCCAUACUAGUACUCGCACGGACCAGCUGUUCACUUCAUCUCUGACACACAUCUCCCCCAAAUCCUGUCUAAUCGACCAGAUUGCACAGACUCUUGGAACCUCCCCCGCUCAUCACCCGCUUGGGCUAUCCGUUCGACACUCGCAACCAUCAUUAUUCCUAAGCUUCGAUCAGCAUGUGGAUUCUUCCGUUACUGGGCUACACCGGUGUUAUAUUUGGCUUUUCGUUCCUGACGCUGGCUAUCGCUUCAGGGCUCUACUAUCUCUCGGAGCUGGUAGAGGAACACACUGUCAUCUCACAAAAGAUAUUAAUACGGCUUAUUCAAGCUAUAAUAGCAGCUCAUAUUCUAUUGAUUAUAUUCGAUGGAUUCCCCGUCAUGUUGACGCUCUUUUCUGCAGCCAGUCACGGCGUGUACUUGAUGAAUGUUACAAGGACAUUCCCGAUGGUCAAACUUACGGAUGGUGUCUUCAUCCUAUCUUGCUGUCUUGUGAUUGGAAAUCAUUUCCUUUGGUUCAAUCAUUUCUCAAACCCAGCCCUACCAUCGGAUCAUCCCUUCAAUCAACACCCGAAUGGCCUGGGCAGAAACCUUUACGACUACUCGUCAUCCGCUGACCCUAGUUUCCCCAGCCGUUUCCCUACGUUCACGGAGAUUAGUGCUUUCUUUGGUAUCUGCGUGUGGCUUGUGCCCUUCUCUCUGUUUGUGUCCUUGAGUGCUGGAGAGAAUGUACUGCCCAGCACUUCCACCACGAUGGGUGGUGGUUCUGCUAGUAAGAGGAGGGGAACGGGGGCGGGGAUGGCUAAAAUGGUUUUUGGGGGAGCUAAGGAGUGGCUAGGAAGCACCGGGGAGGCAUUGGGUAUUGUAAGCCCUGAAGGUAGAGGACAUGCGAGGUUUGAAUGAUUAAUUCGAAGAAAAGUGCAAAACCUGGAUACAUAAUUCAACCUGGG